Messenger RNA from Cladocopium goreaui, 616 nucleotides. Lineage: Eukaryota; Dinophyceae; Suessiales; Symbiodiniaceae. The record is from the annotation of a GenBank genome assembly.
GCCAGAACAGUGUUGCAACACAGCUGUCACUUUGCAGCCAUGGGUCAAGAAAAUUCCAAAGUCACCCAGGAUCACCCAGUGCGAAUGGUGCCAACCACCACGACCGUGAACAAAGCGGGGCUACAGUCGAAGUGGUGGAACUUGCAGGUUUCAGGAGCUGCGCCGGCUCCAGCGUGCUUGGAAGGCUAUGGUCGCCAGUAUGCAGCGCUGUUCGAGCGCCACUGUGGUGAACAUCGAAAGGAUCAUCAGAGGUGUAUGAGAAAGGGGAAAUUCGACCCGCUGGAUAUGAAGACAUGGUAUCCAGUCUGUGGUGAACCUUAUGAGGUGGAAACCGCCUGUGCGGUGAGUCUCCUAAAGGAGGUGGACGUGCGGUGCCGCGCGCAAUUGGACAGUGCGGCAGAUGCUGUGGGUCAUGGACAGGCCCCGAAUCCAAAGCUGACAAAGCAGUUGGAAAGCGUUGGGCAAUGUAUGGCCCAGCUUGGAGCUGACAAGCACCUGAAGUUGACCGUGGACACUGCCCAGGCCAAAGAGAGGUUCAGACUCAGCAAGCAGCUGCUGGCGAGAUGAUCCUGAAGGAGAGCAUCGCGGAACAGGAGCUGAUUUGCGGUGAGGAAAA